AUGUCGACAAAAAAGGGUCCACCUAAGCAUCAGAACACCCAUGCAUGGAAGUCCGACAAAUGGAAGACCGACAACAAGACAAAAGUUCUUCAAAAUCUUAAGGUUAUAAACUGUUGUCCGAAAUGCACCUCUGUGAUCGAUUGGAAGAUUAAGUACGGAAAAUACAAACCCUUGUCACAGCCAGCUAAAUGCUUGGAUUGUCAGGGGAAGACGAUCAAGUACGCCUACCACACUAGAUGCAUUCCUUGUGUGAAGCUAAGUAAAAAGUGUGCUAAGUGUGGCGAGAAAACUGAAGAUUUUGUUAAUCUACCUCCGUUAACACCAGCAGAGAUCGCUAGAAAGGAUGCCGAGUUCCAGAAGGAUUUGAAGGCUCUGCCUGAGCGUAGGCGAAGAACCUUUCUCAGAUACUUAGAGAACUUGGAGAAAGGUAAUUGA
Molecule: messenger RNA, 435 nt
Organism: Eurytemora carolleeae
Lineage: Eukaryota; Metazoa; Arthropoda; Copepoda; Calanoida; Temoridae
Exons: 5
Coding region: 1-435 (144 amino acids)
Source: RefSeq, a predicted model, not a curated record